AUGGCUACCUGGACGUCAUCGUGGCGCGCUUUGCGGCAGGCCGCGAGGGCUCGGCGCGACACUCGGUGGCGCUUUGCGGCAGUACCGGCGUGCGGGGCCAUGGCGGAGGAGGACCCGGCGGCGGCGGCGGCGGGGAGCGGCAGCGAGAGCGAGGAGGGGGAGGAUGGCGAGCGGCGGCACCGGCAGCUCCUGGAGGCCAUCAGCGCCUUGUCCGGACGGAAGCGGCGGAAACUGGCGGAGCGCUCGGAGGCGAGCGGGCAGGUGUCUGAGUUCAAUGUCACCUGCAAAGGUGCGGGGGAAAAGCUGGUCCUGUCGGAGCUGCUGCAGCCCAUUCAUCCCAAAUCUACGCUGAGCAGCGUGAGGAAGGAGCUGGCCAGAGUGAAGCGGAAGGCGGCGGUGGAGCUGCCACUGAGCAAAGAGGAGGCCAAGAGGGUGGUGAGGGAGGCCGCCUACGUGACCACCUCGAAGGACGUGGGCAAGUGGCAGCAGGUGGUGCUGCAGAACCGGCGCGCGGAGCAGCUGGUGUUCCCCCUGCGGCAGGACAUCGCCACCGUCACCCCUCUGGAGAGAGCCACCUCGGCGUGGAAGGCCCGAACUCCGCUGGAGCAGGAGAUCUUUGGGUUGCUCCACAAGACACAGCAGCCCAUCACAGACCCGCUGCUGACACCUGAGGAGAUGGCCUCAGUGCAGGCCAUGAGCUUGGAGGAGGCCCGGCGCCGGCGGGCAGAGCUGCAGAAGGCCCGGGCAGUGCAGUCCUACUACGAGGCCAAGGCUCGGCGAGCAAAGCGGAUCAAGAGCAAGAAGUACCACCGCGUGCUCAAGAAGAGCCGGAGGCGCCAGGCCCUGAAGGAGUUUGAGCAGCUGCACAAAUCGGACCCUGCGGCCGCCUUGGCACGGCUGGAGGAGCUGGAGCAGCUCAGGAUGCAGGAGCGGAUGAGCCUUAAGCACCAGAACAAGGGAAAAUGGGCCCGAUCCAGGGCCAUUAUGGCCAAGUAUGACCUCGAGGCCCGCAAGGCCAUGCAGGAGCAGCUGGCCAGGAACAAGGAGCUGAUGCAGAAGGUGCGGGUGGAGCCCCCCGAGGAGGAGCUGUGUGAGGUGCCCGAGGAGGACACGGACACCACGGCCUUGCCCAUGCCCAGUGGGGCUAAUCCCUGGAUGCUGGGCAAGCCCAGUGGCCUGGCCCCAGAGCCUGAGGCACAGGAGGGUCCAAGAGAUGACAGAGUGCCUGGUGCUGUGGAGAGCAAGGACGAGAUGCAGGAGGAGGAAGAGGAGCUGUCAGAAGAAGAAGCUCUGCUGCAAGACUUCGAGCAGAAGCGACGGGAGCGGGCAGGGAGCCCCAAGGGGCAGGGCAGAGACCAUGGUGCUGAUGAGACUGAGAUUGGUGCUGAGCAGCCCAGGGACAGCCCAGUCCCCCCAGUCUGUGCUGAGGAGCUGGGGGACAGCGCAGUCCCCCCAGUCUGUGCUGAGGAGCUGGGGGACAGCCCAGUCCCCCCCGUCUGUGCUGAGGAGCUGGGGGACAGCCCAGUCCCCCCAGUCUGUGCUGAGGAGCUGGUGGGCACAGGGCCAGAGCCUCCCCCUCAGCCCCAGGAACAGCUCCUGCUCUCGGAGCAGCUGCGCCGCGUGCAGACCAUGGAGGAUGUGGAGAGUCUGGCUAAGGACGAGCUUGUGGAAGAGCCGGAGAAGCUGGUAACCCUGAGAGCAGGGAAGCGAGCACAGCAGCAGGAGAAAGGCAGAGCUGGGGACAGACAUACCAAGAAAGCACCAGCCAAGAGGAAGAUGAUCAGCUUGGAGGCUGUGCUGGAUGGGAAGCCCCAGGAGAUGGACUGCCCCAGCCUGCCUGUAGUCCUGGAGGAGGAGGAGGGCGGCAUCGAGCAGCGCGGGAUGAUCACGGAGGCCUUUGCUGGGGAUGAUGUGGUCGCUGAUUUCCGCCGGGAGAAGCGCAAGGCGGAGGAGGCGGGGAAGCCGCAGCCGGUGAACCUGGUGCUGCCGGGCUGGGGCGAGUGGGGCGGCACAGGCCUGAAACCCAGCGCCAGGAAGGUCAAGAGGUUCCUGAUCAAGCCGCCGCCGGCGCCUCCGCGGAAGGACCAGCACCUGCCCCACGUCAUCAUGAGCGAGAAGCGCAACAUCCACGCGGCAGCGCAUCAGGUCAGCGAGCUGCCCUUCCCCUUCGAGCGGCACCAGCAGUUUGAGCAGAGCAUGCGGACGCCCGUGGGCCCCACGUGGAACACUCAGCGAGCCUUCCAGAAGCUGACAGCCCCUCGAGUCAUCACCCGCACCGGCCACAUCAUCCAGCCCAUCUCGGCCGAGGACGUCCCCGACACGGCCCCUGGCAGCGAGGCCAGGCCUGAGGGGGAGCCCAUGCCCAGGAGGAAGGCUGGGCCCGGGAAGAAGGCUGUGUCCAGGGGGAAGGCUGUGUCCAGGGGGAAGGCUGUGCCUGGGGAGAAGGCUGUGUCCAGAGGGAAGGGUGUGUCCAAGGGGAAGGCUGUGUCCAAGGGGAAGGCUGUGUCCAAGGGGAAGGCUGUACCUGGGGAGAAGGCACAGCCCCAGCGCAGCAGAGCACGGUAGCUCUGUGUCUGCAGCCUGGAGGCUCAAACUGGAGUGAGCGGAGGAACCAGGAGCAGCAGCAGCAGCUCCUGGUUCUGUCCAGUUCCUUCUUCUACCUCUUUCUCUGCAAUAAAACCCAGGGCUGCCCUUCC
This is a messenger RNA of Melospiza melodia melodia, 2696 nucleotides long. It is a transcript of the gene UTP14A, whose product is annotated as UTP14A small subunit processome component. NCBI's taxonomy places the organism in Eukaryota, Metazoa, Chordata, Aves, Passeriformes, Passerellidae. The record is from RefSeq and is a predicted model, not a curated record. The transcript has 14 exons. The coding region runs from base 1 to 2565 and encodes 854 amino acids. Gene Ontology annotation, biological process: rRNA processing. Gene Ontology annotation, cellular component: small-subunit processome; nucleolus.